AUGGAUAUGGGAGCUGGUGUUUUUAACAGGGGUUUGGAUGACUCAGCCAAAAACGCCGCCGCCGUUUCUAGAACCGUUUUCAUUGCCUUCGCCAUCGAGUGUACCGUUCCACUUACGCCAAGCCCAGCUGAGUGGGCUAGGCAUACACUACACAAGGUGUGGUUGGCUUUGGUGAACACUUUUCUCCGGAUGGAGCUACGAAAACCGCCGAUACCGCCGACUGUACCCAACGUCGAAGAACGGAAAAGAAGAGCAUUUGCCGACGUCGACGAAUUUACGGUAACAACACAUGAGCGUUCGCUUUGUAAGAAGACCAAAGCCGAGCGAGAACGCGCGUGGUGUCUAUGA
Neurospora tetraspora is the source of this 348-nucleotide messenger RNA. RefSeq lists its product as uncharacterized. The transcript is spliced from 4 exons. Lineage: Eukaryota; Fungi; Ascomycota; Sordariomycetes; Sordariales; Sordariaceae. The record is from RefSeq and is a predicted model, not a curated record. Bases 1 to 348 code for a protein of 115 amino acids.